UUGCCAUCUCAAUACUCUCGAAAAUCCUCUUCCAAUUUUGCUCUCUCCCCCCUCUGUUCAAUUCAGGCUGUUUCUGCUCUCUUCUUGUUUUUCUUUUCCCAUGUAGAGCUGAGGUUCUGCUGGUUUUUUUAGCUUUUUUCCCUGGUUUUCUCUGUUCUUUUCAUAUCUUUUUGGUGGGUUUUUGCCCUUCUGUGGGGGGUUUUGGUUGUUAAACUUUGGAUUCCAGAGUCUAUAUAAAAAACCCAUAAAGUCAAAACUCUUGAAAAAACUCCAUUCUUUCAGCAAAAAAAAAAAAGAAAAUUCUUGUUUUUGCUGAGAUUUGCUGAAGAUUUCCUUUUUCUUUUUUUCUGUUGUGAACCUUCAUGCUGCAUACGUUGUUGUUAUUGAUGUUUGAGAUUCAUGUCUCCAGUUGUCCGUGAAAUCCUCCGAUCCGGGUUUAUGAUCAAUCCCUCCCUCAGAAACAGGACCCAUCUUGUUCAAUCUUUCUCAGUUGUCUUCCUCUAUUGGUUCUAUGUUUUUUCAGAAAUAAUUUUUUUUGUAAUUGCUUGAGUUUCACUAUAUAUAUAGUAAGUCAAACAAAUAACUAUCUAGAUUAGCUAAAGAUAGAAUCGGGGUCCUGUCGUCUUUGAGGUUAGAUUAAUAUAUUUUAUAGAAGUUGUAGCAGUGAUUUUGGUGUAAAUAUAACAUGGCUUCGUCUAGUGGAAAUUCCAAUUCCUUAGGUUCCACUCUGAUUCAGAAUUCUGGCUCUGAAGAGGGCUUGCAUCAGUUGAUGGAUCAAAGGAAAAGAAAGAGAAUGGAAUCAAACCGAGAAUCAGCAAGAAGAUCCAGGAUGAGAAAACAGAAGCACUUAGAUGAUUUAGUGGCCCAAAUGACACAGCUAGGGAAGGAUAAUGACCAAAUCCUGACAAGCAUCAACUUCACCACCCAGCACUAUUUGAACAUUGAGGCUGAGAACUCAGUUUUGAGGGCUCAGAUGACGGAACUGAGCCAAAGGCUAGACUCUCUAAAUGAGAUCCUUAAUUAUCUCAGCAGCCCCACAACAAACAAUGGGGUGUAUGAAAUCGAGGGUUUUGAAACCAGUCCUGACAGUUUCAUCAACCCUUUUAAUCUGCCUUAUUUUAACCAGACCAUCAUGGCCUCUGCAGACAUCUUUCAAUACUGAUCCUCAUCCUCAUCCACACCAUCAUCACUAAACGGAUGAAAAAAUGGUCAAAGUUAUGGAUGUCUUUACAAUAAUUUCUUGGUGGUUUUUUCCUUUUUUUUUUUAAUGUGGGCAUCAAUGAGUGGAGAGGAAAAAAGAGGGUACUAUUAUUUUUUCCCCUUCUUUUAUGUUGCUAUUAUUAAUAAUAUUAAUAUUACUAAAAUAUUAGCGUUAGUCAACUAGGCAGAUGAUGUAAAAGAGAAUUGGCAACUAGCAAGUAAAAGCUGCUUGCUAGGGAUAAAAAUUAUGAGUUUUUUGUAAAUGGGGAUUUCAGAUAUAAAAUAUGGUGUGAAGGAUUGUGCAUGAA
This is a messenger RNA of Durio zibethinus, 1508 nucleotides long. NCBI's taxonomy places the organism in Eukaryota, Viridiplantae, Streptophyta, Magnoliopsida, Malvales, Malvaceae. The record is from RefSeq and is a predicted model, not a curated record.